GGCCAGGCGAGGCAGCCAGUGCCGUCCGGUGUUGCCUCACGCGCCCACCGCGGUCGUUUGGCGGCGUCCUGAGGCCGAGGCUGUGCGGCAUCAGAAACACCUGAAGGAACACUGAACUGGGGAGGGAGCUUGUCUGAAAGGAUUCUAGCCAGCGAGACUGCAAAAGCAUGUGGCAAGAAAGACAUUGUACUUUGAAUUCACUUAGCCCGUUAACACAAUGCAAAGAACUUCACGACUGAAGAGAGAGCUGCAUCUGUUGACCACAGAGCCUCCCCCAGGCAUUAUGUUCUGGCAAAACAAAAACCGGAUGGAUGAUCUACGAGCCCAAAUUUUGGGUGGUACAAACACGCCAUAUGAUAAAGGAGUUUUCAACUUGGAAGUAGUUGUUCCUGAAAGAUAUCCAUUUGAACCCCCGAAGAUUCGCUUUCUGACACCCAUCUACCAUCCCAACAUUGACUCUGCUGGAAGGAUUUGCCUGGAUGUUCUCAGAUUACCGCCCAAAGGUGCAUGGAGGCCGUCCCUGAAUAUCUCCACGUUGCUGACCUCCAUACAGCUUCUGAUGAGUGAGCCUAACCCUGAUGACCCCCUCAUGGCAGACAUAUCCUCGGAGUAUAAAUACAAUAAGGAAGUGUUCAUCAGAAAUGCCAAACAAUGGACUGAGAAGCAUGCAAGCCAGCAAAAGAGGUCUGAAGAGUUAGAAAGUUCCAGAGUGGCAGAAGGAAACAUAGGAGUGGAAGGGACUUCCUGGAUCAUCAAGUCCAGUCCCUGCUAUCACAGGCAACCCCAUCAAAUAACGUGGAUCAUAAAUUUAUCAAACUCUGUCUUAACACUAGUUAGGUUGUUCACCCCACUGCUUCUAUUGGGAGGCUGUUCCAGAACUCACUUUUCUGAUGGCUAGAAACCUUCUAAUUUCCAGCCUAAAUUGGUCAAUUUAUACACUUUUAGUGUUGGAUUUGUAUACAGUAGUCUGAAGUGCUUUGGGAUAUUUCCCCCCACACACUGUGUUAUAAAUGUGUAAGUCUGGCAAUAAUUUUCCAAGAGGAAGUGCUAGUGUGUCUCCAGGAAGUGAACGCUCCUUCUAGGGCAGACUUGAUCUUUCAAACUGACUGUGAAUGUUACAAAUAUAAAGGUAACCUUCUUUGUUUGAAUCCUUUGUGUCUUC
Molecule: messenger RNA, 1162 nt
Organism: Terrapene triunguis (Three-toed box turtle)
Lineage: Eukaryota; Metazoa; Chordata; Testudines; Emydidae
Product: ubiquitin-conjugating enzyme E2 T
Exons: 8
Coding region: 218-898 (226 amino acids)
Source: RefSeq, a predicted model, not a curated record